AUUUACACGGUUAGUGUCAUUUAAAUCGUGUCGUCAUCUGGACCGUGAUUUCGCAUCGAGGACAAGUUUAUAUACUGAGGUGACGAUAUCUUUUAUUUACAUGUAAAUUAUCAGUGACUGCACAUAUAUAAACUUUUUAGAUAUUCUGAGUUUUAAAAAUGACAGAGGAAGCAAAAACGGGAGGUAAAAAUGUGGUCAUAGCUAUGGAUGGAAGCGAACAUUCCAAAUAUGCUUUUAAAUGGUUUGUUGACAACUGUCGAAAAGAAGAUGAUCAUGUUUACAUCGUCCAUGCAGUCGAGAUGAAUGAAAUGUUCGCGUCACAACAGUUCUCAUCUCCAUACUCAUUUGAUCCAGAUGUGUUAGCGUCCAUUUUGAAGAAAGAAAAAGAUCGCGUAACACAAGAGUUAAAAGAAUACGCUGCGCUACUCACUGAAGCUGGGGUUAAUGGAACAGUUAAAAGCGUCCAUACUACUAAUCCAGGAGAAGGUAUCGUAAAAUGUGCGGCAGAACUAAACGCCGCCAUUAUUAUAACCGGAUGUCGUGGUUUAGGCAAAAUUCGGCGCACGUUGGUGGGAAGUACAAGUGACUAUAUUCUUCACCAUGCUCACGUUCCAGUUGUGAUUUGCCGACAUCAACAUUGAUAGACUAAAUUCAAAGAGUUAUCGUUCUUAGAAUAGUGUAUAUAAAUUCACCAAUAUAUAUGGUUAAAAAAAAGAAGUUUAUUCAUGUCCAAAAUAAUUAUGUCUUUGUAGAUCAGGUCACUACAGAUAGAUUAAAUAAUUAUAUCAAAGACUAUUCGCCUUGGUAUAAAAACAUUAAUUAAAUGAUAUUAGACUGCAAGGAUAAACCGCUGACAACGCCAUAAUUCAAUUAGACUUUACUAAAAAAAAAUAAACUAUAAAAAUAACUUCGAUUAAAAUUAGUCUGUCCAAAUGCUGUAAAUCGCUGCUAAUCGUUGGUGACUGCCCUUCAUAUUUGGAUUUUCGUUUGUGGUUUUGUUAUACAUCAAAUACUUUUCCCGAUUGGAUCUUUUAACAAUUUGUUUGAUCGUUGUCUUAAUAGAGCAGUGUGGGUUUUGCUUAUAAUUGUUUAAGGCUACGAGACGAUGUAUAAUUGCUUAUACGAUCGUUUUACCGACACUGGCAGCUAGCUGUCUCAUAAUCAAUUAUGCCGCUUUAAUAUUUUAUAGCCAAUAAUGUUAUUAUUUUUUAUGUCUAUUUGAUACUACAUGUAGUUGCUGUGUUAUAAAAUACAAUGUCUGAUUAUCGCUCUUUAAUUAUCAGACUAGAAUAUCCCUUAUUUGGUACAUGUACCAUCGAGACCAAAUUAGUCUUUAUUAUUGUCUUAUCACAAUUUUAAAAUGUUAUGACAUUUUAUUUACGGAUAAAUUAAUCAUUAUUUAAAAUCCCCGUUUUGACCACUGACACGGACUCGUAUUACUACAUAAGGACUUAUAGGAAAAUAUGUUUUAGUCGAUUUAGGAUGAGUUGGGAUGGAGAAAGUUGAGUAAAUAUUUACACUUAUGUCUACUGAAAGAGAGACAACUCCUAUUCAAAUGUGAAACUGCGUGUAAUCGCUUUCAAAGCUUUAUAGUACAUCACUACAUGCAUAUUUUUACUCGCAUCAAAUAGAUUUGCCAGGCAUCAUCCGUUUAAUGGAUACGUCAUAUUGAUUUUAUUUGUUCACAUAUUUGCACUGAAACAAUUACACACCAAACAAAUACGAAACAGUGGCGGAUACAGAACUUUUUAUAAAAAGGGGGGGGGGGGGGGCGCACUCCAGUCACACUUCAGUGAUUCCCUAUAUAAUCAACCAAAUGUUUUUCCACGAAAGCCAACCCCUGGAUCCGCCUAUGCGAAAGUAACUAACUUUUGAUACAAUCCUGCAAAUAAAAUUAAGUUUACUUAAAAUCGAUUGGUUAAUGCAUUGUAAUCUCGCGGAGAAGAAAUCAUCUGAAUAUUUACUAACUUUAGCAUGGACUUUCUCUGUGGCGAAAUUGGGAAGGGAUAUAUCAAACAUUAAUUUUGCUGAAGAAUAAGGCUAUAACCAUGCAGAACAUACAGGUAGUUACCCCUACCUUUCCUUUUCGUGCAAAAUCAACGCCCUUGUUAGACUGCCUUUUUUCAAACUGGGGUCAUUUUACAACAUUUUGAAUGCAGAUUAACUGAUUUUUCUAAUUUCUGUUUAUGUUUUGUCUUGAGAACAGGAUCCUUGAAGACCGAUCAGAAUAUAUUUGAUGCAUCUGAUCAUACGAUUAUAUAAUGUUGAAUAAGUAAUAAUUUUUUUGUUGAUAUUUGAACAACCGUUUAUUUCAUAUUGAUACAUUUUGUUGUCUAUAAUUUUGUUAGACAAUUGUCUGUAAUUGACAAUGCAUAAUUUCAUUGAUAUGUCAGCAUACUAUAUGAUAGAAAAGUAAAUAUAAAUAAGAAUGUUGUUCUGUGUGAGCCAAGGCUCCGUGUUGAAGGCCGUACUUUAACCUAUAAUGGUUUAAUU
Mytilus trossulus (common blue mussel) is the source of this 2493-nucleotide messenger RNA. RefSeq lists its product as uncharacterized. Lineage: Eukaryota; Metazoa; Mollusca; Bivalvia; Mytilida; Mytilidae. The coding region runs from base 159 to 641 and encodes 160 amino acids. The transcript has 4 exons. The record is from RefSeq and is a predicted model, not a curated record.